This is a messenger RNA of Leptomonas pyrrhocoris, 638 nucleotides long. RefSeq lists its product as hypothetical. NCBI's taxonomy places the organism in Eukaryota, Euglenozoa, Kinetoplastea, Trypanosomatida, Trypanosomatidae. The transcript has a single exon. Bases 261 to 638 code for a protein of 125 amino acids. The record is from RefSeq and is a predicted model, not a curated record.
AGCGCUUCACCACGCCAAAGAACAAAAAAGGGGCCGUCAUGCUUAACCAGCAAGUUCGACUGCAGCGCGCCAUCGUUUGCGUUUGGGUGCUUGUCGGCGCAAUCAUGGCGGCGGCCGACCCGGCCGGUCGCACGCCCCGCACCGUCGCCGUCACCUGUUGUGAGCGGGGAGAGGAAGCGUGGACGAUACUGAACUCGUGGCAGCGCAGCUGUGCCAACGCGGCGGUGUGGCGCGAACUCACGCCCGACAAAUACGCGCAGAUGCUGUCGCUGCAGUCGCACUUCUCUGUGCCGGCAACCGUCGUGUCUGCCGUGUGCGACGAGGAGGCGUUGGGCCGAAGUGCCGUCACCGCGUACUUCCGCUACGCUCUCUGCGCUUCGCUGCCCCGCACGCAUGCCGAUCUCGCUCGUAGUGUGUACAGUCGGUUGAUGGAUGAAGCGCCCGCACUGGAGGACGAGCUGACGGACGAUAUCGAGUCCGCCUGCCGCGACUUGCAACAGAGAUGGUCAGCAGAGGUGGAGGCGUGGACAGGGCUGCUGCGCGCGCAGACGGCGCUGUCGGCAGCGCAGGCAGCGCUGUGCCCAAACCCGUGCCGAUGGGUAGAAGAUUUGAUUGAUGGUGCGACCUACGAUUUGUGA